Molecule: messenger RNA, 2588 nt
Organism: Cannabis sativa
Lineage: Eukaryota; Viridiplantae; Streptophyta; Magnoliopsida; Rosales; Cannabaceae
Product: DEAD-box ATP-dependent RNA helicase 30
Exons: 10
Coding region: 407-2296 (629 amino acids)
Molecular function (GO): RNA helicase activity; ATP binding; RNA binding
Source: RefSeq, a predicted model, not a curated record
GACAAAAGGAUCUGGACUGGACUGAAGAUGAGUGGGCCGGACCUGGGCAACCGACUUAUGUACGAGGCCCAUUAACAGUAAAGUAGCAGUAAGCACCAAAUGCGCGGGCAAAAAACAGCCUUCCUUCCCUUUAGUUUUCUUUUUCUUUUUCUUUUUCUCGUUUCUCUCCAGCCGGGAAACUAUUUUCCGGCCAACCAAACACACCAAAAAAUACCUAUCUUUAAUACGAUAUACGAUAUAACUUCAAUUCUUCGUAAUAUAUAUUUUCAUUGUUUCUAGUUACAUAUAAGAUUACGUAAUUGGGGAUUAAGAACUUUUUUUGUAGAACUUGCUUGCUGAAAGAGAAAGAAAUAAAGAAAAUAUAUAAAGGUUUCUGAAACCCUAGCAGAGCCAAAACCCUAAAGCGAUGAACCCCUACGAUCACAGACUCGCAGAUCCGAGCUCCUACAGAGACCGGCGAAGUGACCUUAUUGGACCGACUCAGGCGGGAACGGGACCAAGCUAUGGCCGCCCCGGAGGUCCAUUGUCGUACGGAGGUUCGGCUGGAAGAGGGGUUUCUGGACCAGGAUCCAAUGCCGGAAAUUUCAAUGGGUAUCCGCCGUUUCAGCCACCUGGCAGUCGGUUUGAUAUGGGUCGAGGUGGCGGAGGACGGGGAAGAGGUUUUGACUCUGGAGGUCGAGGUGGUGAUAGAUUUGGAGGAAGUAGGAGUUUUGAUGGCAACGGGACUGGGGGUAAGAGCUAUGGUGGUGGUCGUGGUGAAAGAUAUGGGUUUUCUGGUGGGCGUGGUGGUGGGAGAGGUUUCGAAGGCCGUGGUGGUGGAAGAGGAGGCAGAUUUAAUGCUUCUUCAAAAGGGGAAUUGGAUAACGUGGCCCUUCCCAGGCAGGAUUUUGGAGACUUGGUUCCGUUUGAGAAGAAUUUCUACAUUGAGAGUCCUUCAGUCAGGGCAAUGUCAGAGCAUGAAGUAAUGCUCUACCGUUCGAGGCGGGAGAUCACUGUUGAAGGGCACGAUAUUCCGAAGCCAAUUCGGAUGUUUGAGGAGGCUAAUAUUCCUGAUUAUUGUCUUGAGGUAAUUGCAAAGUUGGGCUUUGCGGAACCAACUGCAAUUCAGGCUCAAGGAUGGCCUAUGGCUCUCAAGGGCAGGGAUUUAAUUGGCAUUGCUGAGACUGGUUCUGGUAAGACUUUGGCUUAUCUGCUGCCAGCUUUGGUUCAUGUCAGCGCUCAACCUCGAUUGGCUUAUGGUGAAGGUCCUAUUGUGUUAGUAAUAGCACCUACUAGAGAAUUAGCCGUUCAGAUUCAAGAAGAAGUUGUGAAGUUCAGUUUACGUGCCAAUGUUAGGAGUACUUGCAUAUAUGGUGGUGCUCCAAAAGGACCUCAAAUUCGUGAUCUUAAAAGAGGGGUUGAGAUUGUCAUUGCUACACCUGGGCGACUAAUUGAUAUGUUGGAAGCUCAGCACACAAAUUUGCGAAGAGUGACUUACCUUGUAUUGGAUGAGGCUGAUCGGAUGUUGGACAUGGGAUUUGAGCCUCAGAUAAGGAAAAUUGUGGCGCAAAUCCGGCCAGAUCGACAGACAUUGUACUGGAGUGCCACAUGGCCAAGGGAGGUUGAAGUCCUAGCAAGGCAGUUUCUGCGUAAUCCUUAUAAGGUAGUCAUUGGAUCAACACACUUGAAAGCAAAUCAGUCUAUUAACCAAAUUGUUGAAGUUAUGACCGACAUGGAGAAAUACAAUAGGUUGAUAAAACUUCUUAAAGAAGUGAUGGAUGGAAGUAAGAUUUUGAUAUUUAUUGAGACAAAGAAAGGAUGUGACCAAGUAACAAGGCAAUUGAGAAUGGAUGGGUGGCCUGCUCUGUCCAUCCAUGGUGACAAAAACCAGACAGAAAGGGACUGGGUCCUUGCUGAAUUUAAGAAUGGCAGAAGCCCUAUAAUGACUGCCACUGAUGUGGCUGCGCGGGGUCUUGAUGUGAAGGACAUAAAAUUUGUGAUCAAUUAUGAUUUUCCUUCAAGCCUAGAGGAUUAUGUCCACAGGAUCGGCCGAACUGGUCGUGCAGGAGCUAAGGGAACAGCCUUCACAUUUUUCACACUAGCUAAUGUGAAAUAUGCUCGGGAAUUGAUAAAGAUCCUGCAGGAAGCAGGUCAGACAGUGAGUCCUGCAUUGUCUGCUUUGGCCCGAUCAUCUGGUUCUGGCCAUGGAGGUUCAGGAGGAAACUUCCGCUCGAGAGGACGAGGUGGUGGCUUUGGCAAUAGAUCUUUGAUAUCCGGAUCAAAUACCAUCCCUCUUGGAAAUAGAAGACAAUGGUAGUUUUGUUGUCUAGUCUAGCUGCUAACAGCUACCUUUUUUUCACCUGAAAGAAACAAGGUUGUGUGACGGUGCAAGAGAACUGCCACUCAAUCCCAUUUCCAAGAGAACUUGAUUAUUUACCGAAGUUGUAGCUAUUAGUAUUUAGCUAUUACAUACUCAUUGAAUUUUACACUUAGAUGUUAUGUUUGUUCCUUUUUAGGUUGCAGUAUGUGCCAUAUAGGCUACUAAUCUGAUUUAAAUUAUUUGUAGGAGGGACAUAAAAAUCAAUACAAAAUGAAUUUUUUGUUGACAA